UUCGUUAAAACGCUUGUAUAUAAACAAUCGUGGCAUAUAAUUUAAUAUAUAUUAAGUGAAAUAGUUAACUGAUAACAGUGAUAACCCAUUAUCAGUACAAUGUGGAAGGUUGUGACCUUAGCUAUGUUAUCACUCUGUCAUGUUAAUGCGCUGGAAUCCAAUUUGUGUCAAGAAACGCCGAAGGAGAAGCACUGUCUAAUAGAGUACAGCGUGAGAGAUCGAUGGCCGCACCAAGUCAGAUACGUAUACAACUGGUACACAAAAUCCUGCUUCGAGAUCCGCUGGUCAGACAACUGCCACGCCGUGCCCUCGCCAACGACCACCAACAACUUUCUGACUUACCAGGAGUGUCUGGACCAGUGUGGUGGGUGGGCGUGAUGACAUCAUCAGCCUGAUUAGUGUUAGGGUAUCAUCAUGAUCACUAUAUCAGCCAUUUGCUGUCCACUGCUAACUGUUCCCCAACGAAUGAAAACCAUUAUGUUCAGGGAUAAACGGGAUCAUGUGUCACGACCGGUAGCUCUAGUUAAAAAAACUUUGCCAUUUUAAAGUUAGGCUAAGUUAGGUUAGUUU
Molecule: messenger RNA, 570 nt
Organism: Helicoverpa armigera (cotton bollworm)
Lineage: Eukaryota; Metazoa; Arthropoda; Insecta; Lepidoptera; Noctuidae
Exons: 3
Coding region: 100-378 (92 amino acids)
Molecular function (GO): serine-type endopeptidase inhibitor activity
Source: RefSeq, a predicted model, not a curated record